Messenger RNA from Aspergillus aculeatus ATCC 16872, 1782 nucleotides. RefSeq lists its product as uncharacterized. Bases 1 to 1782 code for a protein of 593 amino acids. The record is from RefSeq and is a predicted model, not a curated record. The transcript has a single exon. Lineage: Eukaryota; Fungi; Ascomycota; Eurotiomycetes; Eurotiales; Aspergillaceae.
AUGGAUGCAGAUGCACUUUUAUGCAACAUCUGCCCCAAACGUCCCACGUUCAGCGAUGUAUCUCACUUGCUGACCCACGUCGCUUCAAAAGCCCAUCUCUCUCAUUAUUUCAAGCUUCAGGUACGCAGUCAUCAGGAGCAACAAGCAGUCGAUCUACUGGACGAAUAUGACCAUUGGUAUAAGACCAACAAUCUCGGGAGAUUGCUUUCGGACCGAAUGUCCUCAAAGGAAGCUCGAAAGAAGAAGACAUCGACAAAGCCCACGACCCACGCAGAAGUCAAGGUCGAGAAGUCAGAUGUCGCACUAUCUGUUCUUCCCCUGUUACAUAACCCAUUUCCGGACUAUCUAGACCCUCGCCUCGCUGAUACCUACAUCGAACGACCGUUGAAACUUCCACACGCUGGAUCAACCUCCUCGGUGUCCUAUGUUACUCGAACAGACCCUUCCGCCCAGACGUGCCAGUCCUACUCUCACACAAUGCACGGAAGUGAGUCCAGGGAUACUGAGUACGAGCUUUGGAAACGUGAGCCCAGAGGUGAUGUGAUUGCGUCCGACGAUGGCUUUUCUGUUAUGCCGUAUUGCACAAGUCCAAGAGAGGACAGAAUGGUGACCGGCACAAAUACAAUGAAUCGCGGAUACAGAAGCGAUCCCUUCCUGGAUGAAAGUGAGAGCAUUGACUGCCCUUUGUCCGACCUUCUGGACAAAGAGAGGGCGGAUGAGAUGGCUAGACUUAAGGGCAUCCUGUGGCCUGGGAUGGACAUCUUCGAUUCUGCUACAGAACAGAUGAGGCGUCGACGUAACCAAAAGAAGGAUGAGAGCAUCUUGAGGAUGAUGGAAAAGACCUCCCUCUGCGUCGAGCCGACAGAACUUGUCUUCUCUCCAACGGGAAUCCUCCGAAAGCAACGGGUGAUCUCUGGCAACGUUGAGGAUUGUAGCCCGCUCAAGGGUGAAACGCCCGUACCCAAAAGACGAGUCAGCCGCCCCAAGAGGGUUCUCUCGCAACUUGACGCUAACGUUAACCGUCGGCAACAUGGACCGAACAAGAAGAGAAACAAAAAGACCGAAAGGCAGGGUGUCGAGUGUAUUGGCGAGCAUUUCCCGAGUGCUGCUCAAACACGUCAGGGCCAAGUUUCGAUAUACCGGAGGAGCUGCGCAGACGAUCAGGCUAAGUCUGUCCCUAAGAGAAGGAGCGGGCUCAAGGAUCGCAACGAGUUCGCAGUAUACCGUGACGAGGAAGGGCAGCACCGGCGAAGCUCGAGGAACCAGCAUACCGGUGGUGGAUUGUCAUAUGCAGCAUCUGCCGUUUCUCACCCCAUUUUCCUACUGCGCGAAUACACAACCCGCACGGACGAGUGUGCGUCCCGCUCCGCUACUCAUCUAUCUGCAUUCACAGAACGUACCGCUGUUGAGACCAUGGAUAAGGAGAACAUCGAACCUCUCUUCAAUGCCUGCGGCCGCAUUGAUCCUGGAGUGGGCUGGCGUUCCCCUGCCAUGAAGCAACAUCUAGCAAAUGACAUAGGUUACCCGCCACAGCUCUUCUAUCAGAAUGCUCAAUCUGCCGGUUUGAGUCCAUUUGGAGGUCAUGAUAGUCCCGCAGAAUAUCACUACAAUCCUCUAUCAGUCUCGCUGGGCAGACUACCUGUUGAAGAGGCUCAAUUGAGUACCCUGAACUCACAGGUAGGUGCUGAUUAUAAGGCACGGCCUGAGUCCCCUGAAGGCACAAUCUCAGAUGCCGAGGAAGGGGAAUUCGAGCGGCUCUACCUGCCUGGAAGCUCUUGUUAA